Messenger RNA from Micromonas commoda, 3144 nucleotides. RefSeq lists its product with no specific name. Gene Ontology annotation, biological process: RNA catabolic process; maturation of 5.8S rRNA. NCBI's taxonomy places the organism in Eukaryota, Viridiplantae, Chlorophyta, Mamiellophyceae, Mamiellales, Mamiellaceae. The coding region runs from base 1 to 3144 and encodes 1047 amino acids. The transcript is spliced from 2 exons. Gene Ontology annotation, cellular component: nucleus. The record is from RefSeq and is a predicted model, not a curated record. Gene Ontology annotation, molecular function: RNA helicase activity; ATP binding; RNA binding.
AUGCCCACCGCGCAGAACGCCCCCAGUGAAGCCGCCGCCGCCGCGAGGGCGAUCCUCGCCGCUCGCAAACCACCGCCGCCCGCCGACGACGGCGAUUCCGACGAGGAGGGCGCCGCCGCCCCUCAGGCGCCGCAGCGUUCCUCCUGCCGCCACUCCGUGGCUGUGCCCCCCGAUUGGCAGGGCGACAGAGCCGCGCUCGACGCGCCCUCUUACGACGGAGAGCGCGCCAAGACGUAUCCGUUCGUCCUCGACGCCUUCCAGGAGACGUCCGUGUCGGUGCUGGAGCGCAACGAAUCGGUGCUCGUCGCGGCGCACACCUCCGCGGGAAAGACCGUCGUCGCGGAGUACGCCAUCGCCAUGGCGUUCAGGGACAAUCAGAGGGUGGUGUACACCUCGCCGCUCAAGGCGCUGAGCAACCAGAAGUUCAGGGAGCUCACCGAGGAGUUUGGGGACGUCGGGUUGAUGACGGGCGACGUGUGCAUUAAUCCAAACGCCUCGUGCAUCGUGAUGACCACCGAGGUGCUGAGGGGCAUGCUCUACCGCGGCAGCGACGUCGUGCGGGAGGUGAAGUGGAUCAUCUUCGACGAGGUGCACUACAUGAGGGACAGGGAGCGCGGGGUGGUGUGGGAGGAGAGCAUAAUCUUCGCCCCCGCCGGGUGCAAGUUCGUCUUCCUCUCCGCGACGCUACCAAACGCGCACGAGUUCGCCGAGUGGAUCACCCACCUGCACAACCACCCGUGCCACGUCGUCUACACCGACUACCGCCCCACGCCGCUGCAGCACUACGGGUUCCCCAAGGGGGGCAACGGCAUGGUCAUGAUCGUCAACGAGCGGAAAGAGUUUCUGGAGGCGAAUUACGCCGAGCUCGAGGCGAAGAUCGACGCGCUGACGCAAUCGGCGAAGAAGAGGAAGAGGGACGAACGGGUCAAGGCGGACGGCGGACGCGGGCGAGGCGGCGGCGGACGGGGCGGCGGCGGGAGAGGCGGAAGGUGGGGACGGGGCGGCGGAAGGGGCGGGGACAGCGGCGAGGACGCGAGCGAGGUGGACAUAAAGAAGAUCAUGAAGACCAUCCGAGCCAGGGACCUGUACCCGGUCAUCGUGUUCUCCUUCUCCAGGCGGGCGUGCGAGACCCACGCCAACGACCUGAUGACGGGCAAAACCCAGCUGGACUUCACCACGCAGGAGCAGAAGGAGCUCAUCAGGCAGAUAUACGACAACGCGCUGCUGUGCAUGGCGGAGGAGGACCGCGAGUUGGCGUGCGUCCAGAAGAUUUUCCCGAUGCUCGAGCGCGGGAUCGGCAUCCAUCACGGCGGGCUACUCCCCAUCAUCAAGGAGCUCGUCGAGAUUCUCUUCGGGGAAUCCUUAGUGAAGUGCCUGUUCGCCACGGAGACGUUCGCGAUGGGUCUGAACAUGCCCGCGCGAACGUGCGUGUUCACGGAGGUUGAAAAGUUUGACGGGAAGGAGAUGCGCGUGCUUCAGCCCGGCGAGUACACCCAGAUGGCGGGUCGAGCGGGGCGCAGGGGAAAAGACGACCGGGGCACGUGCAUCCUGAUGCUCGACAAGAAGUUGGACAAGGAAGAGCUCGUGCACAUGACGUGCGGGACCGGAUCGGCGCUCAUGUCGGAGUUCAAGCUCACGUAUUACAGCAUACUCAACCUGCUGCGAAGGGCCAGCGGCGAGGAGGAUGCCGAAUACGUCAUCCAGCGUUCGUUUCACCAGUUUCAGCACACGCGAGAGGUUCCGCGGAAGAAGCUGGAGCUGCAGGAGAUCACCGCGGAGGCGGAUGGGAUUCAACUGGACAUGUCCGACGCCAAGGCUGAGCUCGUGCGCCUGCAGAACGCCGCGAGGGACGCGAGAACCGCGCUCAUGCAUCACGCCGUCGAUCCAGAAAAAUUGACCCGAGACGUCUUGAAGCCCGGGCGACUGGUGCGCGUGCGCGACGGCGACGACGAGUGGGGAUGGGGCGCGGUCGUGGGCGUGCGCGAUCUUCCCGCGGAGGCGAUGCGCGUCCGUCGACGGGCCAUCGACGUCUUGAUCCACUGCGGCCCCGGUGUUGACUCGGGGGUGUUGAGGCCCGCUAAGCGCAUACUCGGUAGGCCGGGGAAGCUCGCCGAGAAGGGGUGCACGUGUGAGAUCAUACCCGUGGCGCUUCGGCUCGUGGACGCGGUGGGCGCGAUGGUGUUGACCCUCCCGAGGGACUUGACGGAUGCGACAUCGCGCGCGCAGGUUGGCUUGGCGAUUAACGAGCUGCAUCACAGGUUCCAGGGCAAGGCUGUCCCGGAGCUGGAUUUGGAAAACGACCUUCGCCUCGACGGCGACGAGUUUCACGAGUCCAUGGGGCGUUGGUUGCGGUCCGAGUCUGAGCUGAGGGCGCAUCCGUUGUACGCCGCCUCGACGAAGGAGGGCGGAUUAAACGAGAAACAGAUCGAGCUCUACCGCAAGAAGGCUUCGCUGAUGGAACGCGCGCAAGAUCUGAAGAAGGAGAUCAAGACCACGCAGCUCUCAAAGUUCAGGGAGGAGCUGAGGGACAGGUCCCGCGUGCUGACGCGCUUCGGUAUGCUCGACGAGGAAGGGACGGUGACUCACAAGGGCCGCGCGGCUUGCGAGAUUGACACCGCCGACGAGGUCCUCGUCACCGAGCUCAUGUUCAACGGGUGCUUCGUCGCCAUGGACCACCACGCGCUGGUGGCGCUUUGUUCGAUGUUCAUGCCCGUGGAGAAGACCAACGAGGUCUAUCCCCUCGCGGGAGCCGCGAAGGAGGCGUUGGAAGGACCGGUCAAGCAGCUGAGGGAGGCGGCCAAGGCCAUCGCGGAGGCGGAGAUAGACUUCGGCGUGAGGACGCAAGCCGCGGAGGGCGAGGACGGGCGGCACGAGGCGGUGACCGAGUACGUCGACUCCUUCAAGGAUGCCCUGGUGGGCAUGGUGUACGACUGGAGCAAGGGCACGAACUUCGACACGAUCAUGCGAGGCACCGACAUGUUCGAGGGGACGUUUGUUCGCGCCGCGCGGCGUCUCGACGAGCUCAUGAUGGAGCUGCACAGGGCGGCGAGGGCGGUGGGAAGCGCGGAGCUCGCGGACUCGUUCGAGAAGGGCGCGGAGAGUUUGAGGCACGGCGUGGUAUCGGCCGCGAGCCUCUACCUGUGA